GAACACAAGAGAAGCACUAACGACACGAGUAGUACUGAUCAGGGUCAGGGACCGUCCGUAGUUUCAGUCCCGCUCCCGCAGUCUGGUUCGUCUUCUCUUCUCCCCACCUGUCUCCACAAUUCCCCAUAGGAGGAGGGGGAGGUAGAGAAGCGCGAAUGGAGAGCAGGAACGUAGUGGUGUGCGACAAUGGUACCGGGUAUGUGAAGUGUGGCUUUGCUGGUGAGAACUUCCCUACAUCUGUGUUCCCUUGUGUUGUCGGACGACCGCUACUUCGCUAUGAGGAGUCACUUCAGGAACAAGAAUUGACGGAUAUUGUUGUUGGAGCAGCUUGUGCUGACUUGAGACAUCAACUUGAUGUAUCAUAUCCUGUUACCAAUGGCAUUGUUCAAAAUUGGGAUGACAUGGGCCAUAUCUGGGAUCAUGCCUUCUACAGUGAGCUCAAGGUUGAUCCAUCUGAGUGUAAAAUCCUACUGACAGAUCCACCACUCAAUCCCGUGAAAAACCGAGAAAAAAUGAUCGAGACAAUGUUCGAGAAAUAUAACUUUGCUGGGGUCUUCAUCCAGAUCCAAGCAGUUCUUUCACUGUAUGCUCAAGGCUUGCUAACUGGACUUGUGAUAGAUUCUGGUGAUGGUGUUACUCAUGUGGUGCCUGUAGUUGAUGGAUACUCUUAUCCACAUCUGACAAAGAGAAUGAAUGUAGCUGGAAGGCAUAUAACAUCUUAUCUUGUUGACCUACUCUCAAGGAGAGGGUAUGCUAUGAAUAAAUCUGCUGACUUUGAGACUGUCAGAGAAAUAAAAGAGAAGCUAUGUUAUAUAAGUUAUGAUUACAAACGAGAAUACCAGCUAGGACUUGAGACCACAAUCCUUGUGAAAAGUUACACUCUUCCAGAUGGAAGAGUUAUUAAAGUAGGCACUGAACGAUUUCAAGCUCCUGAAGCUCUUUUCACUCCUGAACUGAUAGAUGUUGAAGGUGAUGGGAUGGCGGAUAUGGCAUUCCGUUGCAUUCAGGAAAUGGAUAUUGACAACAGGAUGACGCUCUAUCAACAUAUUGUCUUAAGUGGAGGAAGUACCAUGUACCCUGGUCUGCCAAGUCGGUUGGAGAAAGAAAUUCUUGACCGUUAUCUUGAUGUAGUUUUGAAGGGAAACAAAGAUGGCCUAAAGAAAUUACGGCUGAGGAUAGAGGAUCCUCCUCGGAGAAAGCACAUGGUGUAUCUGGGAGGUGCAGUGCUUGCUGGGAUCAUGAAGGAUGCACCUGAGUUCUGGAUAACCAGGCAGGAGUACCAGGAAGAAGGUGUAGCGUGCCUAAGGAAGUGCGGGCAGUCAUAAGUCUUGCCACAUAUCAUCCACAGAAGAAAUGGAGGUUGCAUGUGUAAAGAAGAGCUCUGUUGUUGGUGUUGUGUAUUGUAGUGAGCUAUAGCUGUCCUGAACAUGCUUGGGGAUAAACCAUGUUUGUAUUGGCCUACUCAAUUUGACCUCUGUUAUUGAUCAUCCUUUUUAGAUAUGGAACAUGACGGCCACCUUUAUUUGUAUUU
This is a messenger RNA of Zea mays, 1531 nucleotides long. RefSeq names its product actin-related protein 2. The transcript is spliced from 15 exons. The record is from RefSeq and is a predicted model, not a curated record. Lineage: Eukaryota; Viridiplantae; Streptophyta; Magnoliopsida; Poales; Poaceae. The coding region runs from base 156 to 1325 and encodes 389 amino acids.